Cyclospora cayetanensis is the source of this 1224-nucleotide messenger RNA. Its product is annotated as UDP-N-acetylglucosamine--dolichyl-phosphate N-acetylglucosaminephosphotransferase. Gene Ontology annotation, cellular component: membrane. The transcript is spliced from 9 exons. NCBI's taxonomy places the organism in Eukaryota, Apicomplexa, Conoidasida, Eucoccidiorida, Eimeriidae. Gene Ontology annotation, molecular function: UDP-N-acetylglucosamine-dolichyl-phosphate N-acetylglucosaminephosphotransferase activity. The record is from RefSeq and is a predicted model, not a curated record. Gene Ontology annotation, biological process: protein N-linked glycosylation; dolichol-linked oligosaccharide biosynthetic process.
AUGAGGCGUACAGCGAGCAGAAGUGCUCAGCAGAAGUCUGCAGAGCCUAACUCUAGCUUUUCUGCCGCAGCUGCAGAGAUGCUGAACGAUGACGCCGCAGCUGCGCUUCAAUGUGCACCUCAUUCAGCUGUAAAAUCGGGGGUAGACUUCGCAACGGGGAAAACGCUCGACGAAAUGCCUAAGGGAGGAGCAAAGCUCUCGACAGUACAAGGCUAUACAGCGUCGCCGUCCGAAGCAGACGACGUGAGGAGCCACAGCGAGGACGUGGCACCUGCCGUCGCUUCUUUGCACAAGCGCUCCUCUGCUCCUUUAGUGCUACUCCUGCUAUUCCUCUCCGGCACCCUCGUGGCAGUCCCCUCAGCUCUGUGCUCAAAGAUGCUGCUCAUUGGUGCAGCAUCGCUUGCUGCCUUCGCAGCCGCAGACUUUCUGAUGCCUACCCUUGGAAACAAAUUAAAGGCCCGGGAGCUUCCGGUGUGCUAAUUGUUGCAGCUGGUGGAAUUUCCUGCUGCCCUGUUGGGGGCGACAUCCAUGGGAUUCUUGGGGUUUGCUGAUGACGCUCUGGCCCUCCCGUGGCGUGUCAAGCUGCUGCUGCCGCUGCUGGCUGCAGCUCCUAUCCUGGCCGCGUAUAGCGGCAGCACUACUGUAGUGCUGCCCACGCAGGUGUACAGCCACCUUAGGCACUGCUCCUGCGCUGCACUGAGGGCUUUACACCAAACAAUCGUGGCACCUGCAUUUUGUGUGUCCGUCUGUGUGGUGCUUCUCGCUGUAGGGAUUAACGGCCUCGAAGUGGGGCAGUCGACAGUGAUUGCAGCCUUUGUCUGCAUUCAUAACAUUAUCGAGGUCAACUCUGGAUUGGCGUCGACCGAAGCUGCCAAAGUUAUUGCGGCUCAGCAGCAUUUUCUCUCGCUGGUCCUUUGCCUCCCGUUCUUAGCCACUUCUCUGGCACUACUUAAACACAAUUGGUACCCCUCUCAGACAUUCGUUGGGGAUACGUACACGUAUUUCGCGCUUCUAGGCCUCGUACGGUGCCCUCGACAUCGCACUCCGCGGUAUCUUGAGGACAGCAACCUGCUCGCAGCCUCUCCGAAUUACACUCUCAUCAAUGUCAUUCUCCGGGUAUGCGGUCCGAUGUCUGAGCAACGGCUACUGCGUAUCUUGUUGCUGUUGCAAGUUGUAUCCUGUGUCUUCGGGCUCUUUGUGCGGUACUCUGUCCAAACUGCAUGA